Molecule: messenger RNA, 7109 nt
Organism: Phalaenopsis equestris
Lineage: Eukaryota; Viridiplantae; Streptophyta; Magnoliopsida; Asparagales; Orchidaceae
Product: HEAT repeat-containing protein 5B
Biological process (GO): carbohydrate metabolic process
Source: RefSeq, a predicted model, not a curated record
UUUCGCAAGUUCGUCUGACUCGUGUUUGCCGACCGUCUCUGUUUGUUGACACAUCAGCCCUAAUUUCCAUGCUCGUGUGCACUGGAACGCCAUUCGGCUUCCCUUCUCUAAUUCCAAAGGAUCUGAUUAACUGAAAAGUGGGCGAGGAGCUCUCACCUCCCGCUCACAUGGCGAAACGCCAGACGGAGAGCGUUCCGCUCUCCAAAUUUGGCAUUCUUGUCGCGCAGCUAGAGUCCAUCGUCGCUUCGGCCUCUCAGCAGCACCCGGAACCGCUCCUCUGCUUUGAUCUCCUCUCCGCGCUAGUAGCCGCCAUUGAAGAAGAGUCCCAGGAGAUUAUAGUGCAGUGGCAACGGAAGUGCGAAGAUGCCUUGUUUUCUUUGCUUGUUCUGGGAGCUAGGCGUCCCAUAAGACGUCUUGCUUCCUUAGCAAUGGUGAGGGUAAUUGGAAAAGGGGAUGGAAUUUCGAUAUAUUCUGAGCAAGCGAAAUAUGCAAGAGCAAGCAGUCUCCAAGGAUGGUUUGCUGAUUGCAAACGGAGCGAACCCCUUUCCUCUGCUGGUCUAGCUCAAUGCUUAGGAGAGUUGUAUCGCUGUUUUGGUCGAAAGAUUACUUCUGGUUUGACUGAAACAGUCAAUAUUGCUGCAAAACUACUUAAGUUCCAUGAGGAUUUUGUACGACAAGAUGCUUUGCAAAUGCUUGAGUGCGCGCUUGAAGGUUCAGGUUCUGGUGGUGUAUCUGCUGCUUACUCGGAAUCUUUCAGGAUCAUCAUGCGAUUAGGUGUGAGUGAUAAAGCAUUUAUUGUUAGGCUUGCUGCAGCAAGAUGCUUGAAAACAUUUGCUAGCAUAGGUGGUCCUGGUCUAUCAACCACAGAGCUUGAAAAUUCAAUGUUACAUUGUCUCAAGGCGCUUGAAGAUACGAUCUCCUCUCUUAGGGAUGCAUUUGCAGAGGCUUUAGGUGCAUUGCUUGCUCUUGCAUUGAAUCUUGUUGCACAGGUUAAUAAAAAAGGAAAUGAUUACCCUGUUCCAGCAAAGAAAUUGGAGGAUAGUUUGCAAAAGUAUAUGAUCUUACCAUUCAUUAAAGCAACUGGAGUGAGGGCUAAGGAUUUGAGAAUUGGGUUGACUUUAUCGUGGGUUUUCUUUCUUCAGUUGAUACAUCUCAAGUAUCAUAUCUCUGAUGAAGAACUUCAAAACUAUGCUGCACGUGCUAUUGACAUGCUUCAAGAAAAUGCUUCUGCAGAUGCUCAAGCAACGGCUUGUGUUUUGUAUAUUCUGCGAGUCGGUGCAACUGACCAAAUGACAGAGGCUGCACAGAAGAGUUUUUUAGUUCAUUUGGCUAGAAAGCUCAAGUCUGCAGACUUCUGUCAAUCAGCUGGGGUCGCCAUAUUUCGAAUCCUCUCAUACCUUUUAACAGCUUUGGGAGAGGUUCCAGGUGAAUUUAAAGACAUUAUUGAUGACACAGUUGUUGCAGCUCUGUCUCAUUCUUCAGUACAUGUACGCAUAGAAGCAGCUUUGACAUUGCGUGCAUUGGCUGAGGUUGAUCCUACUUCUGUUGGUGGUCUUAUUUCUUAUGGUGUGACUACAUUGUAUGCUUUGAGAGAAAGUGCUGCUAAUAGAAAGGGGAACCAGUUAAAUCAUGAGUUGUUCUCCUUGCAUGGCCAAGCAGCUUUUAUAGCUGCGCUUAUUUCCAUAUCACCAAAGCUGCCACUUGGUUAUCCUUCCAGGACGCCAAAAUCUGUACUUGAAGUAGCGAAGAAAAUGUUGGCUGAAUUUAGUUGGAACCCUUCUGCUGCUACUGUGGAAAUGGAAGCGGGAUGGUUUCUCUUGGCUUCACUUGUUGCUUCUAUGCCAAAAGAACUUGAAGACCAAGUUUUUGAUGUUCUUUUGCUAUGGGCCGACCCUUUUGUUGGAGGAUCUGACAGCCGAUCCAGAAGAUCACAGGAUUUAAUGUCUGAUUUACGGGUUUUGUCAGCAGCAAUUGAGGCACUUGAUGCAUUUAUCAAAAGUUUUGUUUCUCCAACUACAACAUCUUUUAGUGAUGGGAUUUUACUUCAACCUGUGUUAGCAUAUCUUGGAGGAGCUCUGUACCACCUAUCAUUUUUAACAGCCAAGCAUUUACCAAAUUUGAGGCCUGCAAUAGACCUAUUCACCAUCAGAAUACUAAUGACUUAUCAAUCUGUUUCUGAUCCAAUGUCAUAUAAAAGUGAGCAUCCUCAGAUUUUACAGAUAUGCUCGACUCCAUUCAGUGAACCUUCUGUGUGUGAAGAAAGUUCAUGCUUGAAGUUCUUAUUAGACAAACGGGAUGCAUGUUUGGGUCCUUGGAUUCCUGGAAGGGAUAGCUUUGAAGAUGAACUUCGAUCUUUUGAUGGAAGCAAGGAUGAUGGGCUUAUGCCAUGCGUGUGGGAAGGGCAACUUGCUAGUUUUCCACAGCCAUAUUCGAUAAGCCAAUUGUUAGUCAAUCAAAGGCUUUUGUGCUUUGGUGUUAUCUUUUCCUGUCAGGAUGAUGGUGGGAAGGCCUUGCUUCUCUCUAAAAUUGACAAUUGCCUAAAAACCGGAAAGAAGCAAUUUUGGUAUUUGACCAGUAUUAUCAAUGCAUGUGUUGCUCUCCUGGCUGCUUUGAAGGCGAUGCUUGGUGCACGUGUUCAAAGAUGCGGGCCUGAUAUUUUAAGUGCUUUUCAAUCAAUCUUUCUGGGCAUUUUGGCUGAAGGUGAAAUCACUUCAGCUCAGCGGAGAGCAAGUGCCGAAGGACUUGGGCUGUUAGCUCGUCUUGGGGGUGACAUCUUUACAGCUAGGAUGACAAAGAGUCUACUUGGGGAGCUUGUAUCAACAACCGAUUCAAACUAUAGUUGUUCUAUUGCACUGUCAUUGGGUUGCAUCCAUCGCAGUGUAGGAGGAAUGGCUCUAUCUUCUUUGGUGCCAGCAACAGUGAGCUCAGUUUCUUCACUAGCCAAGAGUUCAAAUGUUACUCUUCAGUUAUGGUCAUUGCAUGCACUGCUUUUAAUCAUUGAAGCUGCUGGUUUAUCAUUUGUUCCCCAAGUGCAGGCAACACUCUUCCUUGUUAUGGAAAUUCUACUAGGUGAGGAGAAUGGGUUUGUGGAACUUCGACAAGAGAUAGGACGCAUUGUUAACGCUAUUGUGGCAGUUCUUGGUCCUGAGCUUGUUCCUGGUAGCACCUUCUUUUCACGCUGCAAGUCUGUUAUUGCAGAAAUAAGUGCUUGCCCGGAGAUAUCAACUCUUUUUGAGUCUGUACGAUUCACACAACAACUUGUACUUUUUGCACCACAAGCUGUUUCAAUUCACAAUCAUGUUCAAUCUCUGUUGCCCACGCUAUCCUCAAGACAGCCAAGUCUUAGACAUCUUGCCGUCUCUACUCUCCGUCAUCUUAUUGAAAAAUAUCCUAGUAUGGUCAAUGAGAAGAUUGAAGAAGACCUGUUCCGUAUGCUUGAUGAAGAAACUGACUCAGAGAUUGUUAUUCUGGUCCGUUCAACAAUUACAAGACUUCUUUAUGCAUCUUGCCCGACUUGUCCUUCACGGUGGUUGUCAAUACUACAUAAAAUGGUUCUUUCAGUAUCAACAAAGAAUAAUGCUGAAAAUGGUGCAAAUAAUGAGAAAGAACUCAUGAAUGGCGCAUCUGAAGGUGAGAUAAAGAUGCAUUUUGGAGAUGUUAAUGAAGACAUGAUUGCAAGCUCUUCUGGGGAGUCAAUCCAGAAUUCGAUUAAUAAAAGGGAUAAACAUCUGAGAUAUCGAACAAGGCUAUUUGCUGCAGAGUGUUUGAGCCAUCUACCAGAAGCUGUUGGAGCAAAUCCUGCACAUUUUGAUCUCUUCUUAGCAAGGAAUCAGCGUCACAGUGGCAGUAGUUCCAAUGAUUGGCUAGUACUGCACCUGCAAGAACUCAUCUCUCUUUCUUAUCAGAUAAGCACUGGCCCGUUUGUGUGGAUGCAGUCUAUAGGCGUGGAGCUAUUAACUACCGUUAUGGAGAAGUUCGGAAAAACCCAAGAUCCUGAGCUACCUGGACACCUCCUGUUGGAACAGUAUCAGGCUCAAUUAGUAUCUGCUGUGCGAUCAGCAAUAAGCACUUCUUCUAGUCCUUUGCUUCUGGAGGCUGGCCUGCAGUUGGCUACCAAGCUUCUUACAGGUAGCAUCCUUAGCGGGGACCGUGUUGCUGUUAGUCGAAUGUUUUCAUUAAUUUCCAAGCCACUUAAUGAAAUUAAGGACCUGUGCUACCCAUCAUUUGCUGAAUGGGUUGCAUCCAAGAUUAAAGUGAGAUUAUUGGCUGCCCAUGCUUCCAUCAAAAGUUUUGUGUAUCAGUUCUUCAGAAAGGAAGACAAUAUUCCAGAUGAGUAUCUGCAGCUUGCUUCUCUGCUUUCAAGUAGCUCAAGUAUUUUGGGCCAGUACUGGAUUAGCAUUCUCAGGGACUAUGUUUUUAUUAGCUUUGGCUUGAAUUUGAAGUCUAGCUUCAAACCCUUCCUGGAUGGUAUUCAGUCACCAAUGGUUUCAUCCAAAAUGCGAGUUUGCAUUGAUGAAGCAUGGCCAUUGAUAUUGGAAGCAACUUCUCUAGAUGCAAUUCCUGUGAGGUUGGAAGCAGACCAGGCUUCGAAAACUAAUAGCAUAAUAAAUUUUCAGAAGUCUUCUUUUAUAUCAGGAUAUGGCAUGGUUAGACUAGAACCCAGGGAUUUUGAUUUUCUUUGGGGGCUGUCAUUGAUGGUUCUAUUUCAUGGGAAAGAACCUCUUCUGUCCACAAAAGAAAAAACUUUAUUUUGCUAUACAAAGAAUAAAUAUGAUGGUGAUUCAGUACUUGAGGAGACACAUGAUCUGGCAUCAGGUGAAAUUGCAUUAUUGGUUUUUCAAUCUCUUUCUCAGGAAAGAUUUUUCCGCCCAAAAUUUAUCACAUUGGACUCAUGCAAAGAACUUCUUCAGAUUCUUGUAUAUGCUGAACAUACAUCUAGCUCAUGGAAUAGUCUGGUUGCUGGAUUACUUUCACAGGUCGUGCUAUUUUGCCCUGAUGUCUACUUUGAGAUGGAAGAUUUCACAGCUGCUGCUAUGGAAUUGUUUUUCAAAUGCUUAUCAACAUUUCAUGGUUGUAACAUGGUUUCAAAAGAUGAAGCAAGUUUCACAAGAUUCUUUCCGCAAUUAUUCUCGACUGCCGAAGGGUUAGUAAAAAGGAUGAACAAUAAGAAAAAUCAAGAAAGGAUGAUUACAGCCUUAAUUUCAACAGCUUGUGAGUGGUUUAGAAGAGCAUCAACUAAGCUAUGCUUGUACAAAGUACUUGCAUUUCUCCAUAACCUCGUGACCUUUUUGAAAAGCUAUAUAAAAGAUGAAGCUGGGCGUGACAUGGAAGAUCAGACACAUGUAAGGGCCGUGUUUCUGACCUGGGCAAGUCUGCUAGCAUCUUUGUCUCAAGACUGCACAAAAAGGAUCCACAUUAUAGAUCAUCAGCUGGACGAAUUGGGCAAACUUCUUUCGAAAAUGCUUUUUUUAUGCUUAGAAGAAGCCAUUGUCUUCGCUAAAUUAGUUUACGAAACUCAAAUUUUCAGAACUAAUGAAGGAGGAGACCAACUAAGAUUGUUCUCAGUAUUCCGACUGUUUACUCGUUGCAUUCAGGAUGCUUUAUGUGAUAGAAAUAGACAGGUUCAGUCUAUUGGACUAAAUUUGCUUAAAUUUGUUGUUCAAAGAGAACUUGCUGAACCCUCUAACAUUAAGAGCAAUCAUUUCUUUUUGUUUAUAAGCGGUGAAGUCGUUGGAGAUAUUUUUAUUUUAAUCCAGCAUGAGUUGAAGGAAUCAGUAAGCAAGAAAUCAAUUUCUGUUAUUGAGGAGUGUUUGAGGCUACUAUUCCUCUUUCAUACAUUAGCACAAAGAACGGAGCAGCCCCAAGAAGUAUUAAAGCUGCUUUUAGAAGCCCUAUUAAUGGUUUUUUAUAUUUCAAAUGAAACUAGUUCUCAGGGAUAUCAAGAUGUGAACGCCAUUGCAAGGAUACUUUUUGGCCAUUUGAUCCAUAUUCCUUCAUCUGCCACUCAUCUUAAGGAUGUGAUGCUAUCAAUGCCAGGAUAUCGCAGACAACAACUUCAGGAUAUGCUACGGGCUUCCGUUGCUCAAGAUCAAACAAUACCAAAUAAGAUAAACAUGCAAUCAGACAUAAAACCAAGAGAAGAUAAUCAAUUGCAUGAAUCAGAUGUCAUGGCAUCCCGAACUCUCAAUCAUGAACAGGAUGCUGAUGGGGACAAAAAUGGGGAUGAUGAUGAUGAUGAUGAAUGGGAUGCAUUUCAAUCUUUACCAUCUCAAAAUACAGCUGCUCGAACGCUCGAUUCGCACGAUGAAAAAGGUGAUUCAGAGACUGCUACAGCUAUUGAUCCUUCAGUAAUAGAAAAUGAAGGUUUAGCAGUAGAAGAUGUGAGGGAUACACUAAAUACAGAGAGAAAUGCGUCUGAAGAAGAAAUGAAGCUGGGCACGAAUUACCUCAUUGAUGCUGCAGACUCUAAGAAUCCUGAAGGUGGUGAAAGUAUAAAUAAUAAUGGAGAUAACAGGUCGCGGGAGUCCUCCUAUCAUCAUUCUGAAUCAGAUGAAGCGUCCAAUGAGAUGUUCGACGCCCGUUCUUCGUUAGAAGGUACAGCCGACGAAAUGAUGGGAACUGAAACUGAAGCUGAAGGCUCUGUAAGGACAUGUAUCCUUCAUGAAGAGGUGUCCAUCUGAGGAAAAUGAGGAAAAUGAGGAAAAUGAUCGAUAACAGAUGUAUUUUGUAAGUAUUGAAGAGGAUGUAGCUGAGACUAAAACCCAUCUGAUGAUCAUUUUCCAGCUUCAUCAAAAGGUUGUUAUUAAGGAAAUUAGAAGCAAAAAAUGAAGCUAAAUUUGACAAGAAAAUGAGUGGGAGUUAGUUAAGUUAUUAUGCUUGAAAUCAUCACAUAUGUUGAAGUAGUUGAAUUGUAUGAAUUUAUGAUGCUGAUUUGUUUGAGCGAUAGGACAUGAGAAAAAAGAUUCAUGCAACUGACCCCACUUAGUGGGAUAAAGGCAUGUUUUUGUUGUUGUUGUUGUUGUUGUUAUAUUGAUUUGUUUGAGUAGUAUUUCAAGUAUUGGUUGGAAAACUCGGCGAGGUUGAAAAUUAGAUGAUUCGUGAAAUCAAAU